AUGGUGUGUAGUGGUGGUGCCAGUGGUGGUGGUAGUGGUGCCACAGGGGGUGAGGCUCUCGUGUGCCGGGUAGCUGCUGUGGUUCCCGGUACGAGCGAGGCUUCAGCAAGGCAGGCAUUACAUGUUGCCAGCGGGGAUUACCAGGGUGCUGUGCGCUUCCUUAAGGUGGAAAAACUUUACAGACUGGGUGUAACGAGCAAAGAUGAGUGUGAGGUGAUUUUGGAGGCCAACAGCUGGGAGUUAGAAAGGUCAGCCUCAGCUCUGCUAGACAAGUUUGUCUAAGAAUGGAAAAUAGAGAUGCUAAGUUGGAUCCCUCUAGACGUGCAAAGGAACAUUGCUGGUAUGACUGUCAACAACAGAGCCAUAUGCAGGAACAAAGGUUAUUUAAUUACUUUUUUAUAGAAACAUAAACUAGGUAUAAUCUCUGCUGUAAUACAAAGAAAUGUAAUUACCAUGUGCAUUUUAUACCAUAUACAUCCAUAGAUUUAUAACUGGUUUCUGUGAUCAGUAUUUUGAAUGUAUCAAUUAUAGAUUUAAAUUUGCAUUUUCCAGAUCCUAAGCAUGAUCAGAUACAUGGAAGAGAUUGCUUUCCAGUUUGACAAGCAAACUAUAUGUCUUAGUGAUGAUUCUGCAUGUUGGUGUGCAUUUGAAUCCCACUUUCAGUCCGUGAAGCUUUUUUGAUCCAUUUUGAGGAUGAUUGUAAUGAUGAUUGU
Penaeus vannamei (Pacific white shrimp) is the source of this 713-nucleotide messenger RNA. The record is from RefSeq and is a predicted model, not a curated record. NCBI's taxonomy places the organism in Eukaryota, Metazoa, Arthropoda, Malacostraca, Decapoda, Penaeidae.